Messenger RNA from Thermochaetoides thermophila DSM 1495, 819 nucleotides. RefSeq lists its product as uncharacterized. Lineage: Eukaryota; Fungi; Ascomycota; Sordariomycetes; Sordariales; Chaetomiaceae. The record is from RefSeq and is a predicted model, not a curated record. The transcript is spliced from 3 exons. Bases 1 to 819 code for a protein of 272 amino acids.
AUGAGUGCCCUCGCAGUGAACGCUGUUCGCCAGGUGGCGGGCAAGAAGAUCUCUGAGAAGAUUAAUCACAACUCUUCCGACCCCUACUACGAAAGAGUCCCCGUCUACGGCAAGGACGGCAGCGUCAUCAAGUAUAAGCUCCAAGAACGAGCACCGCCGCCGGGUCUCUCAGAACAUGACCAACAGGUCCUCAAGCGCGUGCAGAAGAAAGCCCGGCGCUUCGACACUUGCUUCAGCUGCUGCUGCGGCAUGGUCAAGUUUGGAUGGUCAAGCAUUUUCGGCCUGAUCCCUCUGAUCGGCGAUGGCAUCGAAUGGCUGAUCGCCCUCCGCCUAAUCUGGAUUGCCUCAACCAUCGACGACGGCCUGCCCAAGCGCAUCCGCGCGCAAAUGGUCUUCAACAUCGCCCUCGACUUCGCCCUUGGCUUGGUCCCGGUCAUCGGCGACAUCAUCGACAUCUACUACCGUGCUAACACCCGCAACGCCUGGCUGCUGUACGAGCACCUGGAGAAGAAGGGGCGGGCGAACGUGAACCCGGACGGCGGAAAUUCAACAGACGGGAGUGAGAGCGGGCAUGGAGAGAGCAGGCCCAACGUGAUACUACCCAAGGACCCGGAUGUUGAGUCGGGUGUCGAGACCACGUGGUGUAGGGUUGACAAAGGUAAGGAGCCUGUUAAGCCGGCCACGGUUAGUACGACGCCGGCUAGCCGAGACAGGAUGCCACCGGUCGGCAGGCUGCUGACGCCGGCACGGUGUGAGACCGGGCCGCGGCCGGGUCUGAAGGAUCCGAGGGCUGUCACCCGGUCGGGGAGGAGGUCAUAG